Pygoscelis adeliae (Adelie penguin) is the source of this 1541-nucleotide messenger RNA. It is a transcript of the gene BMP7, whose product is annotated as bone morphogenetic protein 7. The coding region runs from base 46 to 1113 and encodes 355 amino acids. The record is from RefSeq and is a predicted model, not a curated record. Gene Ontology annotation, molecular function: growth factor activity; cytokine activity. Gene Ontology annotation, biological process: SMAD protein signal transduction. Gene Ontology annotation, cellular component: extracellular region. The transcript has 7 exons. Lineage: Eukaryota; Metazoa; Chordata; Aves; Sphenisciformes; Spheniscidae.
CACCGCCCGCGGCCCCACCUCCACGGCAAGCACAACUCGGCCCCCAUGUUCAUGCUGGACCUCUACAAUGCCAUGUCCGUGGAGGAGGGGGCGGCGGGGGCCGCCGCUGAGGAGGGCGAGGGCUUCUCCUACCCCUACAAGCCCAUCUUCAGCACCCAGGGGCCGCCCCUGGCCAGCCUGCAGGACAGCAACUUCCUCACCGAGGCUGACAUGGUCAUGAGCUUCGUCAACUUGGUGGAGCAUGACAGAGAGUUUCACCAUCAGCGCUGCCACUACCGAGAGUUCAGGUUUGAUCUCUCCAGAAUCCCGGAGGGGGAAGCGGUGACGGCUGCUGAGUUCAGGAUAUAUAAGGAUUACAUCCGCGAACGCUUCGAUAACGAAACGUUCCAGAUUAGUGUCUACCAGGUACUCCAGGAGCACCCGGGAAGGGAUUCAGAUUUGUUCCUGCUCGACUCUCGAACAAUCUGGGCUGCAGAAGAAGGGUGGCUGGUGUUUGACAUUACCGCAACCAGUAAUCACUGGGUGGUGAAUCCCCAACACAAUCUUGGCCUGCAGCUAUCCGUGGAAGGCAUCGAUGGGCAAAGCAUCAAUCCCAAACUGGCGGGUCUUAUUGGAAGGCACGGUCCGCAGAACAAGCAGCCGUUCACGGUAGCCUUCUUCAAAGCCACCGAGGUCCAUCUGCGCAGUAUUCGCUCCACGGGAGGGAAGCAAAGAAGCCAGAAUCGAUCAAAAACGCCAAAGAACCAGGAAGCUUUCCGGGUGUCGAACAUCGCAGAGAACAGCAGCAGCGACCAGCGACAAGCCUGCAAGAAGCACGAGCUCUACGUUAGCUUCAGAGACCUGGGGUGGCAGGACUGGAUCAUCGCUCCGGAGGGCUAUGCUGCGUAUUACUGUGAAGGAGAAUGUGCUUUCCCAUUGAAUUCAUACAUGAAUGCUACAAACCAUGCCAUUGUACAGACACUGGUUCACUUUAUAAACCCAGAGACUGUGCCGAAACCCUGCUGUGCUCCUACACAACUCAAUGCCAUCUCAGUGCUCUAUUUUGAUGACAGCUCCAAUGUUAUCUUAAAAAAAUACAGGAACAUGGUGGUACGAGCAUGUGGCUGUCAUUAGAUUUGUAGGAAAGAAAAAAAGUUAUUUGUAAAGAGUGGUUUUGUACGGCUGGGGGGGGAGGGGGAAAGGUUAACUCUCCAGCAAUGGGUUUAAAAAAAAAUCCCAAACAGUUUUUAGGACCAGGCUUCUGAAAGUUCACACAAUGGAACAGUUUCUGGAUCUAAGUGGCAUUUGAACACAUUUUGUUUUAGUUUAUUACAGACAAUGAGCUUGUAAACUGAAACAAGCCAGAGAAACCAUUUAAAACCAAAUCUGCCUACAAAAUUGGCUCCUACAAUACGUACUUUUGCAAACAAGUCUUUCUGAAGAUUGCAAACUCACCAGUGUUGAUUGUGAGUUAAAAAAUAAUAAUCUAUCCAAGGUGAGAAUGUGCUGUGACUAAUAAGCAUGUGUAGUUCCUGUAACACAGUUUGCAAUAAAAUAAGUGA